Molecule: messenger RNA, 603 nt
Organism: Musca vetustissima
Lineage: Eukaryota; Metazoa; Arthropoda; Insecta; Diptera; Muscidae
Gene: Alg14
Product: UDP-N-acetylglucosamine transferase subunit ALG14 homolog
Exons: 1
Coding region: 1-567 (188 amino acids)
Biological process (GO): dolichol-linked oligosaccharide biosynthetic process
Cellular component (GO): UDP-N-acetylglucosamine transferase complex
Source: RefSeq, a predicted model, not a curated record
AUGGACACAAAUCCAGUUUGGUGUAUACUGGGCUCCGGUGGCCACACUGCUGAAAUGUGCAUUAUCCUGCAAGGACUGUUCCAACGUACCAAAGAUAUUAGUAAAUAUAGGCCAAUGAAAUUUCUAGUCGCCAAUACAGAUACCACGUCCAAGGACAAAAUCCAACUGGUCAUGGAUGAGUUGCAACAACCCGUCAGUGAAGAUGACUUCAUUUAUAUACCAAGGGCACGUGAAGUGGGGCAGAGUUGGUUUACAACAGUUUUUACAUUUCUUUACGCCUUGGUUUGGAGUUUUUGGUUAGUAUUUAAGGAAAAGCCGCGAUUAAUAUUGUGCAAUGGACCGGGGACAUGUGUACCAUUUUGUUUGGCCGGAUUCAUACAAAAGCUGGCACGAAGGUCGAAAACAAAACUGGUCUAUGUUGAGAGUUUUUGUCGAGUCAACGAUAUAUCGAUGUCGGGACGGAUAUUGUUGCCUUAUCUGGAUGUGAUGAUAGUACAGUGGGAACCAUUGACAAAAAUCGAAUAUUUGGGUUGCAAGAAAAUCAAAUAUUUUGGUAAUAUUUUAUAAGCUUGUAAUAAUAACGAUGAUUUAUUGUUUGUUAAU